GCUAAGUUCAGUCAAUGAGAACAGACCCUUAGUUUGUUGUUUUAGUUGGUUUUUGGUUAUAAGAAUAUUUUUCGUUAUAUGGAUCUAUUGUCCAAAAAAAAAAAAAAAAAAAGUUAGACCUCAACCCGACUUACCACAUGAGCCUUUUUUGGCCAAAGCCCGACCCGUCCCCCUCCGUCUACGGUGUAGGGUGGAGGCCCAACUAGCAGCACACCGCACACUCUUCCUUGUUUCCCGUUUCAUAAUCAAAAUAGCAAAGUAAAGUAAUAAUUACAAAAGAGAGCAAACUUCAACUCACUCACUUACACAAGAGAGAGAAAAUACCAACAAUGGCAGUUUCAGUCAUUAUUUUAGUCAUCGUCAUCGCACUCCACCUCCUUGCUUUCGUCUUUGCUGUCGGCGCCGAACGCCGCCGCAGUAUGGCCGAGGUUGUACCAGACCAGUACGAUGAGCAUACGUACUGUAAGUACGGUACUGAUGCUUCAACGUUGUACGGAGUAGCUGCGAUUUUUUCGCUGUUAAUUAGUCAUUUGGUUGUUCAUGGUGUUACUAAGUGUCUCUGUUUUGGUAAAGGUCUUGUUGGUGGGUCCACUACUUGUGCCAUCUUCUUCUUCAUUUUUUCAUGGGUGACCUUCCUGGGCGCUGAAACAUGCUUGUUAGCUGGUUCAGUUAAAAAUGCAUAUCACACAAAAUACCAAGGAGUCUUUGGUGGAGCACAUUUAUCAUGCGCUACCCUCCGCAAGGGAGUUUUUGCUGCAGCAGCCGCAUUGACAUUGUUGUCAAUGAUUGGGUCUGUCAUCUAUUACUGGAUCCACUCCAAGGCUGAUACUGGUGGCUGGCAGAGGCAUCAAAAUGAAGGUAUUGGUAUGGCAGCUUCAGAUAUGACACAGCAGCCUCAUCAUCAAACUGGUGAUGUUAGGAAGCCUUAAUGCUUCAUAGAAAUCGACACGGUAUCAAUUAAGGUUCGGGAAGUUGGAUAGAGCUUACCUUAUUGAUGUGUAAUAUAGUAAUAUAUGUGGUGAUUGAUUUGGUCCAAAUGAUGCAUUACUGCUCUACUAUCGAUAUUCUAUUUACAGUAAAAUAGGUUUUGUUGUUUGUUUUUGUACUUCAGCUGUAUAUCAAUUUCUUCACCAGCCUUCUGGGGCUUUCUUUGCUGUUUACCUUCUCCACAAUUAGUACGUGGUUUCAUGCAGCUGCAAUGAAAGCCAUAGUUGCUGUGCCUUGGUCAUAUUAGAUGUAUGUAUGUGAGUUCUCUUUUAGAUUAUGUGACUCGAUUGCAACUACUCCUUAUU
Molecule: messenger RNA, 1292 nt
Organism: Chenopodium quinoa (quinoa)
Lineage: Eukaryota; Viridiplantae; Streptophyta; Magnoliopsida; Caryophyllales; Amaranthaceae
Exons: 3
Coding region: 330-929 (199 amino acids)
Source: RefSeq, a predicted model, not a curated record